Trichoderma harzianum CBS 226.95 is the source of this 3828-nucleotide messenger RNA. RefSeq lists its product as hypothetical. NCBI's taxonomy places the organism in Eukaryota, Fungi, Ascomycota, Sordariomycetes, Hypocreales, Hypocreaceae. Bases 237 to 3398 code for a protein of 1053 amino acids. Gene Ontology annotation, biological process: protein catabolic process. The record is from RefSeq and is a predicted model, not a curated record. Gene Ontology annotation, molecular function: protein-N-terminal asparagine amidohydrolase activity; protein-N-terminal glutamine amidohydrolase activity. The transcript has 4 exons.
GCCGUAAUAGGGGGGGAGAUAAAUAAUCUGGAGGCUCCCUUUCACACUAAGAGCCGUCCACCCCUCACAUCCAUCCAGCCCGCCUCUUCCCAUUCUUCAGAUUCUACUAAGAUUUAGCAAUACGGAAACCCUGACUUGCAGUUCCAAUUUUUCUUGCAGAUAUUUGGAAGCUUAGGGGAAAGGAAAGAGGCUGGCUUGGUUAUCUUGGUCUUGCGGUCUGAGGCGUUUCAACGAAGAUGAGAAUCGGGUGUUUGCAGUUUGCACCCCAGGUGGGCGAUGUUGACAACAAUCUGAACCGUGCCGAUGCAGUGCUUUCCAAAGCAAAUCCAGAGGAUCUGGACCUUCUUGUCUUGCCCGAGCUGGCGUUUUCUGGCUACAAUUUUAAGUCUCUGCAAGACAUCUCACCAUUUCUUGAGCCCUCAGGCUCGGGAAUCACUGCGCUAUGGGCUCGGACGAUGGCCUUGAAGUACAACUGCACCGUUCUUGUUGGAUACCCAGAGAAAGUCGACGUGUCUCCCAAAUGGCCCACAGGCCCCGAGUACUACAACUCGGCCAUCGUGGUGAAUGGUGAUGGGGAAACAAUCGCCAAUUAUCGGAAGUCUUUCCUUUACUACACAGAUGAGUCAUGGGCGUUAGAAGGGAAUCGUGGAUUCUACGAUGGAUAUAUUCCAGGACUCGGCAAUACUUCUAUUGGCAUCUGCAUGGAUAUCAAUCCCUAUAAAUUUGAAGCACCAUGGCACGCAUUCGAGUUCGCCUUUCAUGUACUUGAAGUCGAAUCUAAUCUCGUCAUUGUUUCCAUGGCAUGGAUGACCAGAGAGGACCGCCGCCACUACAGUCGAAUGCCCAAUGAGCCAGACAUGGAUACAUUGACAUAUUGGGUCACGCGAUUAGAACCACUUAUCCGCUCUAAUAAUGAAGACGAAAUCAUCGUCGUCUUCUGCAACCGCACUGGCGUCGAAGAUGAAGCAACAUACACUGGCACCAGUGCCGUUAUAGGCAUACAGGAGGGAGAAGUGAAAGUAUAUGGUCUGCUGGGGAGAGGUGAAAAAGACUUGCUGGUUGUGGACACGACCAACCCGCCUUAUGCCAAGAUGAUUUAUCGACCAGACGCCAGUGCUUUGAACAAACCUGUUGGCGCGCUCGAACUGCCUUCUCAUGCCAAUGGCCAGAGCUCAGUAUACACCAAGACACACCGUGUUAUUGAAGCUCUAGAUCCGUCUAUGACCCAGCAGUCGCCGCCUACCGAUACCUCGAUUCCCCCUCAAGUGUUGGAUACGACGAAAGGCAAACAGACAUCUCCACUCCAGUUGAUUGGGGAAACCCAGCAAAAAUCUUCCCCCAAGCAAACGGCAAAGCGACCAGCGCCUUCCAUCUCGAUUCCACCUCCAUUCGGAUCAGUGGACCAUAGCCAGACGACUAAUGCAGCAGAUGGCAAUAUUCCAACUCCUUCUGCCCCUAGUCCAACCCCCAUGGCUGUGCGUCCAAGACUUGUUAUUCCGCAGUCACCAACCUCGACACAAAAUCAGCAAACCUCUGAGGAUAACCUUCCAAGCGCAAUAUCCAUAAGAUCUGCAGAGUCGAUACAAUCAGUCAGGUCCAAUGAAUCAGAGGUCUCAACGCAAACAAUUCGUUCCAAUCCAAGACCGCCAGAAGAUAGCACACCAUAUCCUCACAGUGGCCUUCCCCUGAGCGGAUAUCCCUCAAACUCCUUCCAGAAUGAGUUUGAGCGACGUAUCUAUGGCGGCAAUGUGACCAUUAGCCAUGGGGCAGAUUCCUUCUCUCCGACAACUCCAUUUGCUGCAUCUACAACGUCGCCCCGCUGGUUUUGGCGACCACACGACAGCAUAAUCCGGACUCCAGUCGUCGGUGGAGAGUGGACUCCCAGUACGCCGGUUGGGCGGAAAGCAGAGCCCUUUCCAUGGGCAGCGAUCAAGAAUAUCACCCCCUCACCGAAUAUAACGAGCGAGAGUGAGAUCAUAAACGGAGGUCCGGUGCUACAGCAGACCAGAUCCCAAUAUUCACAGUCUCCAAGAUCGAACACGUCGUCCAACAGAACUGGAAAGUCAAAAUCGUCCACAGAGGCGCAGGCGCAGCGCGUAAAGUCCCCAAAUGGGAAGAAUCCUUCAAGACCCUCGUCACCAAAGUCACGGAAUGCCAGUCGCUCUGGGAUUAGAGGCAGAUCUGAUUCAUCACUAAGCCCGCAAAAUAUCCCGAGCGCAGUAUCGCAGCAUAUCGAGCAAAUUUCUCAACGAGCCGAGUCGAGAAAUAGACACAACACGGAUCAUCAUCAAACCGGGCUAGCUAUUGGCCGCCCUCCGUCUCUAAAUCUGGCAAACGAUGGCCAGCACAGUACUAGAGCAGAUUCUGCGAUGGAUCAUAUGAUACCCAUUGUUGCGAGUCCUAGUCUCUUGGGGCCUGGGACUCGAGCAUACAUCCCUACGCCCGUGGCGGUAGACUAUUACCGAAGUUCUACAAUUGGGAUAACUCCUCCUAAUGUGCAUUCACAGGUGUCUGAUGAUGGCUCUAAACUGGGAGGCUAUGGCAACAACAGUGUCAGUAGUCACCAAGCAUUCACCAACAAUGCAAAGCAAAAGUCGACAGCUUCUCCGCUCAACCGCGGCAUAACAAAGUCAGUACGCUCUGUAAGCAGAGGCCGUCAGCCUAAACGGAGAGCUGCAUCUACCGACGCAGCUAAAUUUGAUCCACAGUCUGAAAGGGCCACUUCUGCAGACUCCGUGAUAAAUACUAUACUGCACUCUAGAGUUGGAAAGCGACACUCUGACAAGGACUCACAACACCCACUUGAUGAUGGGAUGUCUCACACUGAAUGCCAACAUCAACACCCCCAGAGUGCCCAUGAUGAGUCGGAAUUUGAGAGAGUCGAGGUUAUUAGUUGUCCUAGUUGUCCGGUUCACGGUCGCCAAUCUGCUUCUACUAAUGGCUCCUCCAAACGGCUUUCUGAUCCAUCCGGCCAAAGAAGACACUCUAUCCGAGAUGCGACAUCGGAUUUCCACACUAACCGGAUUUAUGAUAUCACUGAUGGGCAGAGAGGAACGAGGAAAAUGGGACUGAAUCACGUUUUGACUCAACGGGCUGCUACCACAGACGCAUUGAUCGGAGCCAACGAUCAUAUCUCACAUUCUGCGGUGAAUGGGCAGAUGGGUAGAAGUGAUGCGCCAUUUGUCAAAACCACCAUCAACACUUCGUCUCCUAAGUCUGAGCCAAGGUCUGCAAAGUCGAAAUUUAAUCCUACUACACCAAGAGCAAUGAUGUUCCUUCCUGCGGAUACCUAUAUCGACAAAUUACCCAACACUGAGUUAGGGGAUGACGAACAAUUACCACCCUGGUUUACUGUUGAAAAGAGCGCGGGAAAGGCCGAAGCUGGCUUCAAAUCUUAACUCGGCAUAUUGACCAUCUUUACAAGCGUGCACCUAGUGAGGGGUUUCAUAUUAUUUGGACAUAAUCCACAGUUUUAUAACUAUAUAACAUCUUCUCAGAUACCCAAUGUAUAUCUAAAUUACUUGAUAUAUCCUCCCUUUUCUCAAUCCUUCUUAUCUUCGCAGGAACGACAGUGCCACUAAGCUUUGAGGCAACAAUACUUGGUAUCCAUACAUUACUGCACCCAUCUGUAUAAUCUGAGGUUUAGCAUACAUGGGUUUAUAGCCAUCUCUGGUGAAUUGAGUGCUUUGACCCAAGAAGAAUUUGACAUAAAGCCAGAGUAGAUAUUCCAUCAUCUCAGAAUAGAGGUAGAGUCGAUAAAUAAAGACCCACAUCAAUACCACAUCACUAGAUUUGAAAGCUUCGAAAUUCCAAUGAUCUGAGCCUGCC